Messenger RNA from Paecilomyces variotii, 252 nucleotides. Its product is annotated as putative small nuclear ribonucleo protein. The transcript is spliced from 6 exons. The record is from RefSeq and is a predicted model, not a curated record. Gene Ontology annotation, molecular function: RNA binding. Gene Ontology annotation, cellular component: U4/U6 x U5 tri-snRNP complex; U6 snRNP; Lsm1-7-Pat1 complex. NCBI's taxonomy places the organism in Eukaryota, Fungi, Ascomycota, Eurotiomycetes, Eurotiales, Thermoascaceae. Gene Ontology annotation, biological process: mRNA splicing, via spliceosome. Bases 1 to 252 code for a protein of 83 amino acids.
AUGGCCUCCCAACUUCUUCCUCUCGAGUUGAUUGACAAGUGUGUUGGUUCGAAAAUCUGGGUUGUGAUGAAAGGCGACAAGGAAUUUUCGGGGACUCUGCUUGGUUUUGAUGACUACGUGAACAUGGUCUUGGAAGACGUGACAGAAUUCGACUACACGGGUGCCCGGAUCAAGCUUCCUAAGAUUCUCCUUAACGGCAACAAUGUUUGCAUGCUCAUUCCUGGAGGCGAGGGACCGGUUGGUAGCUCAUGA